This is a messenger RNA of Tyto alba (common barn owl), 2314 nucleotides long. RefSeq names its product nuclear factor, erythroid 2 like 3 (gene NFE2L3). NCBI's taxonomy places the organism in Eukaryota, Metazoa, Chordata, Aves, Strigiformes, Tytonidae. Bases 18 to 1235 code for a protein of 405 amino acids. Gene Ontology annotation, molecular function: DNA-binding transcription factor activity, RNA polymerase II-specific; RNA polymerase II cis-regulatory region sequence-specific DNA binding. The transcript has 2 exons. Gene Ontology annotation, biological process: regulation of transcription by RNA polymerase II. Gene Ontology annotation, cellular component: nucleus. The record is from RefSeq and is a predicted model, not a curated record.
AGCUUCUGUCAUCGCAGAUGGAAAACAUGCUAGAGGCAAGUUUACUGGAAGAUACACAAGUUGCCACUUCUAGUAGAGGCCAAGAUCCAUCAUCCUCACACCACAAUAUAAGUUUGACCCAGACGCUUUGCCACUGUUUCAGUCCUCACGAUGCCACACUACUAAGAACAGACUACCCCACUCAAUCAAAUUCAGAAACAAGACAUUUACAAAGGCAUGAGUCUUUUCCUCAGUCAAGCUCUAAUAUCACAAAUCCAGAAUCACUACUUCAUGGGUCAGAUUUGACAGGGCUGUUUUCAGCUGCUGACGUUAGAAACCUAACAGCCCAUGAUGAUAAUUUUGAUGAAGUUAAACUCAUGUCUUUGGCUUUGGAGGAAGGCUUUCAUCCUAUAGAAGUUUCUAAGCUCUUUGAAGAACCUGGCUCAGAUUUGGGACUGUCUUUGAAUUCAAGUCACAGCACUGCCUCUUACUCAGCCUGCAGUGAAGGUGCUGUUGGGUACAGCAGUGAUGUUAAAUCUGCUUCUUCACAUGGCUUAGGAGCUGUCAGUGUCCAUAGCCAAGAAUGCAGUAAAUACGGCCAUGUCGAAUAUCCAGGUGAUUCAGAGUGUUCUAGCAAAGCUGCACUUCAGUUUCUUCAUAACCACACUUACAAUCAGCUGCCAAGUCAAGCAGCACCCACUCCAGAGCAUCAGCAGCAGAUGAGGAUGGAGAAACCAAAUAAAGUAAAGGAUAGGUGCCAUAAUUCGACUGAUACAAACCUUAGCAGUGAUGAACGCUGUGCAAAAGCUCUGAGACUACCAUUUUCAGUAGAUGAAAUUGUGAGCAUGCCCGUUGACUCUUUCAACACCAUGCUAGAAAAGAACCAUCUGACAGGUACUCAGGUAUCACUGCUACGUGACAUCAGACGAAGAGGAAAAAAUAAAGUUGCUGCCCAAAAUUGUCGUAAACGUAAACUGAAUGCAAUUCUUAACUUGGAAGAAGACAUAUGCAAUCUUCAAACCCAAAAGGAGAGCCUUAAAAAGGAGCACUCUCAGUGUAGCAGAUCAAUCAGCCGGAUGAAGCAAAAGUUAAACAACUUGUACUGUGACAUUUUCAGUAGAUUGAGGGAUGACCAGGGUAGGCCUGUUAACUCUUGCCAGUACGUUAUUCAUUGCAGUAGUGAUGGCAGUGUUUUUAUAAUACCCAAACGCUUGGUCAAAUCAGAACAGAAACAAGAUAAUGAAAAAGAGCAAUAACAAAAAUAAGAUGGAUGAAGGUCACUUAAGUGUUAUUUUUCCUGAAAGAAUGAUGGAUAUUUGCGUGAAGACUGGAGGUCAGCGAUUACUGUAGUACAAACAGAAAGACUAAAUUUGAGGAGGAAGACUGCAUGUUCCAGGGUCUGGCAAACCCAGCCGACUGCGAUGUUAGAAAGUCUACCAGCUGAGGCUUCUGAAUGAGGACAUCUGUUUAGUUUUAGUUCUAAUUAAAGGAGCUAAGGCCAUCGCUGUAAGUGUAUUUAUAUAGGCCUAUGUAAAACUAGGAAUUUGGUUUCUGGUGAGGGUGGAACGGGGAGAAUAUCAGUGGGGGGAAAAAAAGCUGUAGAUCAAAGUUACACAUGGAAGAAAAACAUGCUUUAGUCUUGAGUACUUAAUUCUUCAUACACAAAGUGACCUUAUUUUGUUACUCUUUUUAGCACUGAAAGAAAAAUUGUAGCUUAUCAUCACCUUAAAUUCACUGUGGAUUUAUGUAUUCCCAGGGAUACUCUCUGCUUUCUAUCUCUUCAGAACUGUUCUGCUUUUCCCAGUUUUCCUUUGAGGAGAGAGGCCCAGGAGGCUAUUGCAUUUUUCCUCACUGCUUUCACUGUCAUAUCUCCCAGCAAACAUCACGUACCAAUUAAUUUUACAACUCACAUGAUCAAUCUGAAAAUAGGUUCUGAAAAAUUAGUAUCUGAUUCAAUAUUAUCUUACCUUCAUCCUCUGCAGCGCAAUCAUUCUGAACUUUCUUCCAUGAAAAUAAGUGAUGGUGAAUGAGCUCCUGUUCUGUUUCCCUUUCUCCCCACAGUUGGAUACUUCAAGGAGAAUUACUAAAGUUUUUCUCUUUAGCUUUUUAAAACUGGUAUUUUCUAAGUAUCUUCAAUGUUACGGAUUUAAGAUUUUUUUUGUUUAGAUUUUCCCCACAUCUUUAAAGUAAAUUAAAUUGAACCAAAUUACUAUUUCUCUGUACUUGUGAUAACGAGGUUACACUCUGAUAGUGGCUUUCAGUGAAGAGAAGGGCUUUAUGGUUUUGAUAUUCAUUUGUGCUGUGAAAAAGACGGUAUUUUAUUUACUCACAUGCU